CCCAGGUCUCAAUGGCUGACGUGUCUCAGGUACCAAAGCAACCAACAAAGUACUGCCCACCACAAUGGCGGAAGACAUGAAACCAACGCGGGACUUAUCCCCAAUCAAUCAAGGUAUUUUCAAUGUGCACACAUUGAGCAUGAACCGGUGUUCGUUCCUAGUGCUUUCUACUCUCCUAUCUUCGGGAGUAGGGGCACUGGGUCCGUUCUGAGAUUAUACGGUUUCAACUUGAUCUGGAUAAUACCAGCGAAAGGAUCAUGCCUUCCAUUCACCUUGGAGACCUCUAACAGAUGUACAGACAAAGGGUGAUACUCGUUACUCUUCCAAACAUAAGCAACAAUGUCUCCACCAGUCGCCACCUUUGACGAAGUCAACACUAGCCGCAAUGGCAACAGCUUUGCCAUUAAGAAAGACCUCCCGGUCCAUACCAAAGGCAACGGUCAGGUCAAAGCUCAUCAGACCCUCGAAACAAUGGCCAGCAACUGGGAGAAUGGCUUUACCUUCGCCCCGAUCCGCGAGUCUCAGGUCUCGCGAGCUAUGACUCGCCGUUACUUUCAGGACCUAGACAAUUACGCUGAGUCCGACAUCGUUAUUGUCGGCGCCGGCUCUUGUGGCCUCAGCGCCGCCUACAUGCUCGGUAAGCAGCGUCCGGACUUGAAGAUUGCCCUCAUCGAGGCAUCGGUCUCUCCAGGUGGAGGUGCCUGGCUCGGCGGCCAGCUGUUCUCCGCUAUGGUGAUGCGGAAGCCUGCGGAUGCGUUUUUGCGCGAUCUGGGUGUGGAGUAUGACGACGAAGGGGACUUCGUUGUGGUGAAGCAUGCGGUAAGCCCUUCCCAUCCCAUGUAGUGACAGGUUACAAGUCUGUGUAUACUGGUUUGCCACUGUUUGAGGCGCCGUCGGGCGGUUUCCCAAAACCAGCUGCGAUGUCAAGUUCCAUGCCAUGGACUCUGAACGGUCUCUCCACUGGCCUGUUUCCUGGCAACGGGGCUGCUCACAGUGGUGCCCAGCUACCAGAGUGAUACUCAAGCAGUGGUGUAUUCAUACGCUCAGACUUAUGAAGUAGCACUGUAUAAUCGCUUCAGGACUGACAUAGGCUUCGUUACAGGCCCUCUUCACCUCGACCCUUCUCUCGAAGGUCCUCUCGUUUCCCAACAUCAAGCUCUUCAACGCUACCUGCGUCGAAGACCUGAUCACCCGCCCUGCCCCUACAUCCUCCGAUCCUCACGCCGUC
Messenger RNA from Mytilinidion resinicola, 1228 nucleotides. Its product is annotated as Thi4-domain-containing protein. The record is from RefSeq and is a predicted model, not a curated record. The coding region runs from base 340 to 843 and encodes 167 amino acids. The transcript has a single exon. Lineage: Eukaryota; Fungi; Ascomycota; Dothideomycetes; Mytilinidiales; Mytilinidiaceae.